Messenger RNA from Osmia bicornis bicornis, 527 nucleotides. RefSeq lists its product as uncharacterized. The transcript has a single exon. NCBI's taxonomy places the organism in Eukaryota, Metazoa, Arthropoda, Insecta, Hymenoptera, Megachilidae. The record is from RefSeq and is a predicted model, not a curated record. Bases 11 to 202 code for a protein of 63 amino acids.
ACUCUUCAAGAUGGCUAGUCAUACUGUCAAUAGCAAAAAUUAUAAUAUUAAACUUAUUGAUACUCUUUAUAAUCAGGUUCCAGCUUUUACCGAUGUUUUCGAUGAAGAAACUUGGUAUAUUUUUGUUGCCUGCUUUGUUGCAGGAACAUUUUUAGUUGCAUUUAUUCUUUCAAGAUUUAUAACAUUAAAACCCGUGGAAUGAAUUAAAAAUAUUUCUAAAAAAAUGACAUCUUAUAUCCAUACGUGUAGAUUAUUAGUUAUAUUCAAUAAAUUUUGUUAAUAUUAAAUUGUAAUAAUCUUGCUGUAUGCUAUAUGAUUAUAAACAUUAAGUUUUCAUUAUGAUUGUAAUAAAUAACAUAUUACAGUGUAUCACAACUUUAUUCUUUAAAUAUGUGAUCAAUCAAUUCGGCAUUUAUAUCCCUAUUAUAGAUUUCAACACAUUGUGUGUAUCAUAGUUUUGAUGAACAAAGUUAAUAUCUUUAAUGUAAUGCAAAUUAUAUAAUAAUAAAAAAAUUAACAAAAAGUCA